UGUGAGGUUCUAAUAUACUCAAACUAUAUAUUUCAUUAUAUAUAAUGCAAUGGAUUCAACAAGAGACCAUUCCCUGAGAUUCAGAGUCAGCAUUGCAAUUCUAUGUUUCUUCCUUGUGGCUUCCUCUGUUGUCCUUCUCUGUGAAGAUGCAAGAAGCCAUGGACGAAUUUUCCAGAAUCCGAAAUUAAGCCAUAGAAUCUCCUCCUCCAACAGGCCAAGGAAGACCCUGAAAUCACUGAAUCACUUCCUAGACACAAGCAACUCUCCAUUGUUCAGCUUUUCAAGCAUUGAUGAUUCAUAUGGCUCUCCUUCUUCUUCAUCACUUCCUCCCCUCAGCUCACAGGCUCCUCAGCCCACGCCUUCUUCUUCUUCCUCUCCGUAUCUGCCAUUUACACCUCCAAGUCUUCCUGAGCAUUCCCCUGUUAUUUCAAACCCUCCGCAUGAUCAUCAUGGGCCUCCGCCUCCUCCUCCAGAGACCACUCAAAGCCCAAGCCCAAGCCCACCAACAAAACACAGACCAAGCUCGCCAAUGGGUUAUUUACCACCUCUGAAGUCCCCACCUCCGCCGUCUCCGUCAACAGCAACCACGUCAUCUCCUCCUCCUCCGCCACAUAAUAAAAGGCGGCAGUCUUCAGGUCAUUGGUGUGUUGCAAAGCCCACUGUGCCGGACCCGAUAAUCAAACAGGCCAUGGACUAUGCGUGUGGGUCAGGUGCGGAUUGCAAGGAGAUUCAGCCUAAUGGGCCAUGCUAUGAGCCCAAUACAAUGCUGGCCCAUGCUUCCUAUGCCUUUAAUAGCUAUUGGCAGAACAGGAAGGCGGCUGGAGGAACUUGUGAUUUUGGAGGCACCGCUAUGCUUGUCACUGUAGAUCCAAGCUCAGCUGUCAGCUGUGUAUCAGUAUUGCCUAUUGGAGCGUUGAUUACUUUCACUAUUUUACCCUUAUUCUCUCCAACAAUGGCGAAUCGUUCUGUGUCAAAUCUUUUCAUCUUGCUCUUGAGCUUGAGUUCAUUGCUCACUGCUCUCGCUUGCCCAUACUGCCCCUACCCUUCUCCAAAAUACCACCCUCCUAAAGUAGUCAAGAAGCCUCCUGUUCAUCGUCCUCCUCCUUAUGGUGGAAACCCUAAUAAGCCCUGUCCACCACCUUCCUCUUCCCCGAAACCUCCUCAUCACGGCAAGCCGCCAGUCGUUAAACCGCCAUACGGCCCAAAACCACCGCAUCAUCACGUCCCAAAACCUCCUCAUACUAAACCACCGUAUGUACCAAAACCACCGGUUGUGAAGCCACCGUACGUACCGAGACCACCGGUUGUGAAGCCACCUUAUGUCCCAAAACCACCGGUUGUGAAGCCACCUUAUGUCCCAAAACCACCGGUUGUGAAGCCACCGUAUAUCCCAAAACCACCGGUUGUGAAGCCACCGUAUGUCCCAAAACCACCUGUAUACCCACCGUAUGUCCCGAAACCACCGGUUGUGAACCCUCCACAUGUCCCAACACCACCGGUUGUGAACCCACCAUAUGUACCUCGCCCACCGGUGGUGAAUCCGCCGUCACCACCUUCUGUUCCUAACCCGCCGGUUGUGUUGCCACCUAUCGUGAAACCGCCGCCUUAUGUGCCUCCUAUUGUGACUCCACCUACACCACCAGUAAUAAUAAAUCCACCACCCGUUGUGACACCUCCAUCUCCGCCAUCUCAAACACCGUGUCCACCACCACCGUACGUGCCGCCAUCGCCGCCGGCACAACCAACUUGCCCAAUCGAUAGCUUGAAGCUAGGGGCGUGUGUGGAUGUGCUGGGAGGUUUGAUACACAUUGGAAUCGGAGAAAAUGCAAAACAAGCAUGUUGCCCUGUGCUUGGAGGACUUCUCGACUUAGACGCUGCAGUGUGUCUGUGCACUACCAUUAGGUUGAAGCUUCUGAAUAUCAAUAUCGUUCUUCCCAUCGCUCUUCAGGUCCUCAUUGACUGUGGCAAAGUUCCUCCACAAGGGUUUCAGUGUUUGCCCAGCUAAUUAACAAUGGAUUGGAUCGCUUUCGCAUCAAAUAAUUCAUCCAUGCAUGUCUGGGAUUGGUUGUUGUUUGAACUUUGAAGAAACUUAAUUGUAGUGUUUUUAGCUUUCGUCAUUGAAGUUGGACAUCAAAUCGAUGUUCUAUGAUCAAAGAGCAAAAAAAAAAGUGUACUACGUGAUGAAACAUUGUGUUUCUUUCUUAUAAUGUGCUUUUUUUCCUCCACCUCUGAUAAAAAUGAUGGAUCAUCAAUUGUGAGAAUCAUAUAAAAGAUUCUUUUCUCUGAA
Molecule: messenger RNA, 2287 nt
Organism: Prosopis cineraria
Lineage: Eukaryota; Viridiplantae; Streptophyta; Magnoliopsida; Fabales; Fabaceae
Product: proline-rich extensin-like protein EPR1
Exons: 5
Coding region: 50-2005 (651 amino acids)
Source: RefSeq, a predicted model, not a curated record